Messenger RNA from Peromyscus maniculatus bairdii (prairie deer mouse), 814 nucleotides. The record is from RefSeq and is a predicted model, not a curated record. NCBI's taxonomy places the organism in Eukaryota, Metazoa, Chordata, Mammalia, Rodentia, Cricetidae.
AACGCAGGCGCGGUCGGGAGAGCGCGGCGCGCAUGCGCCCGGAGAAGCAGGUUGGAUGAGGGGCCACACCCAGGGUUCUGGAGGCGGAAGUAGAGAAGAAAGGCGCCCAACCCUUAGUGCUUCCGUCAGAACAAUGGCUGAAUUCAUGGACUAUACUUCAAGUCAGUGUGGGAAAUACUACUCAUCUAUGCCAGAGGAAGGAGGGGCAACCCACGUCUACCGUUAUCACAGAAGGAAGCCUCCAGAAAUGUACAUGUACUCAGACAUAGGACAUGAUCGAGAAUGGAGAAACAGCAGAGAAGAGACAUCUGUUGGUCCAGGAAUUACCUACCAAACAUCAGAGCAUUCUCAAGAGGCAUCGUGGCCUGCUGAGGACAUCUCUAAGGACCUCUACAUAGAAGUGUAUCUUGGGAUCUAUUCUGUCACUGUGGGCUCAAGCCCUUUAACCAAGAAGACUCAUGUGGUCGAAGUUGACUCGGGGCAAAGUGUGGACUUGGUCUUCCCCGUAUGAAGUUGACCAUCACUGCCAUCAUUUCGCUCUUUUUUAAGUAGCAAGAAGAAUAAAAUCACCUAUUAAUUGUCUUAAUAAUGAUAUAUUGAUGCUGCUUUUAAUGCUGGCUGUCGGGGGGCAACCUUUGUGAACUGGAGUCUGUCUCUUUCAGAGCUCAUUUUACCUUGUGAUUGAUUAUAGAAGUCCCCCAUCCUUGUGUGCCUGAAAACAAUAAUGUAACGGUGCUGUCUGAACAGCUCUUACUACUGGCUUUCCAAAUAAGUGUUAAUUAUGAUAAUAAAGGGAGAGAUUUGGAACUAAAAA